Molecule: messenger RNA, 549 nt
Organism: Paramecium tetraurelia
Lineage: Eukaryota; Ciliophora; Oligohymenophorea; Peniculida; Parameciidae
Exons: 4
Source: RefSeq, a predicted model, not a curated record
AUGUUGAGUGAAAAAGAGCAAAUCGAGUUCUUGGGGAAAAAACCGCCAUUGUGUACCAAAAGCACAAUAGAGACCCUUAUGAUGAACUUUUAACAGAUUUCCAAAAAUAUUGAUCAUUUAGAUUAGGAUUUAAAUCUGUUGGCUAAACGUCUUGAUUAUUUAGAAGAAUCAAUCACAGAACAUUACACCCUCGUUUAACCAUAAAAAUAAGAAACCAAAAAAAAACGUAGAACUGCCAACCUCAUCAAAAGAGAUUUUUAAUGUCCUUAUGAAAAAUGUGACAAAGUCUAUGGGACUGACAUUUCAUUGAAUUUACAUAUUAGACUCAAACAUAAUGGAGGAUCAAAAAUUGAAAGAGAAGAAUUGGCAAAAAAAAUAUUAGAUGCUAAAUUUUAAGAUGAAGUCGAGCCACAACAUAAUUUCAAUCUACCUCCCAACUUUAUCGAAGAUUUCUAAAUCCACCAUCAAGAAUAUAUACACAAUUUAGAAAAAACUUAUAACAAGAGAAUACUACUUUGAUUAUUAUUAUAGAUGUUAAUAAUUGUAAUU